Molecule: messenger RNA, 3037 nt
Organism: Chelonus insularis
Lineage: Eukaryota; Metazoa; Arthropoda; Insecta; Hymenoptera; Braconidae
Gene: Nup107
Product: nuclear pore complex protein Nup107
Exons: 4
Coding region: 121-2850 (909 amino acids)
Biological process (GO): post-transcriptional tethering of RNA polymerase II gene DNA at nuclear periphery; protein import into nucleus; mRNA export from nucleus
Cellular component (GO): nuclear pore; nuclear pore outer ring
Molecular function (GO): structural constituent of nuclear pore
Source: RefSeq, a predicted model, not a curated record
AACAAACGUCGAAACGGUAUGCUUGUUAACCGGUUUUGUUUGUUGACUAUUUUAUUAGUCUUUUAGCAGAAAAGAGUGAUUUUUUGACAAUAAGUUCAGUUAAAUAGCAUUCUAAAUAAAAUGGAUAUCCCAAAUAUGUUAAAAGAUAACUUAGACCAGUCAAUGGAUAUAUCCAAUCAGGAAAAUACACCAAGGAGAUCAUUUUUGAGGUUAAACACAAAAGCAGCUACUCCUAAACGUAGGUCUCUUCAUCAAAAUAUUAUUUCUAAACGAUCAGUGGAGGAUAUAUUGAGUCCUAGAUUUUCAAAUCGACCUAGUAAGACUUCGGUCAGCAAUAUUGAUAGCUUUGAUUGUUCUAUCACAAUUAAUGCCAGUGAUCGAAUGUCCAAAUAUUUUAAAUCUAAUCAAAAUGAUUUGUCCAAUACAUCAUUACUUAUGGACAGGAGUAACUGGUCCCUUCAUGAAAUGAUGGAAGAUAGUGCAGCUACAGGCUUGAUAAUAAAAUCCGAUAAACCUUGGAAAAAAACAGCCUCAAAACUAUAUCAAGAAUUUUUAGAAAUAGUCCAGGUAAAUUUUUCGGAAAUUCAAGUCUUCGAUGCCAUAGCAGAUUUUAUUCAAAGUUGUACCGAUACUUUAUCGGUGAUGCGUAGUAUGCAAGCUAAAGUAGACAAUAGUGAAUUAUCAGAAGAGGAAAUUAGUUUACAAAAUGAAAGAAAUACUUGGAGACUUGUUUAUUGUCUCUACCAGAAUCGUUUAGCUGCUAAUUGUCAUAGUCGAAUGGAUACUGAUACUAAUGGGAACAUAUCUGAGAAAGAAGUUAUUAUGAACUUAUUAGCUAAUCAAAGUCAAGUUCGAGAAUAUCAAUUAAUCAUUGAUUGGUUAGAAAAGAAUGCAUCAGAUGAGUUAGAAAUGCUACCAAAAAUUGAGCAUUUUACUGACAAAACUGUUGCUUGGGAAAAUACUAUUCAUCAGCUUCAAAAUUAUCAAACAGGUAUAACCUUUAGUUCAAGUAGGCCUGUAGUAACAUCUUUAGAUCCAGAUGCUCCUAUAAGAGAAGGAAAGCCCCUUCAUGAUCUCGAUAAAGAAGAUGAUGCCCGACUUGAAAAAAGAAUGUUCCUAGAAGUUCGUUGUGGAAGACUCCAAAAAGCACAAGAGCUUUCAAUUCAUUGUGGACAACCUUGGAGAGCGGCAUGUUUACUUGGAUGGCAGCCACAUCACGAUCCAAAUUACAAAAAUCCUAUGAAUGAUACUAAACUACCAAUUGAAGGUAAUCCUCAUCGAGCUUUAUGGAAACUCACAGCUUGGCACAUGUCUCAGGAUACUCGUAUUGGUACAUUUUAUCGAGCAAUUUAUGCCAGUCUCUGUGGAAAUAUUCAUCAACUUUUGGCUGUAGCUCAAAACUGGUCAGAUGCACUUUGGGCUCAUAUAAAAGUACUCAUGGAUGUAGAAGUAGAAAAAGAACUACGUGAAAUGAUGGUGAAAGAGUACGUUCCGAUGCCCGAAGAUUAUUGGAAGAAUAAAGUAUCUUUAGAUGAAAUUUUCGACAAUCUUCAAGCUUCCAAAGAUCCAGCAAUCAGAAUUCAAGCAAAUAAGCCCGAUCAUUUAAUUCAAAAGUAUAUAAUUCUCGAUCAAGUACCGAAGUUGAUGGAACAAAUUGAAAUUUGGAUUAACCAAAAAAGUUGCGAACCGCAGUUUCUAAGAUUUCUUGCACAUCUCGUUCUCUUUCUAAGGCAUAUUGGCAAGAGUACUAAUGAGAAAGUUGGUGAUAAAGUUUUAUUAGAAUAUGUUAAAAUACUUACUGAGAUCGGAGAUCCAGCUCUAGUAGCCUUUUACACAGCAACAUUGCCACCAAACGAUCAAAUUACCAAUUAUGCAAAUUAUUUAGAAGGUAUAAGAGAUAACGAUAUGCGUAAAAACUGUCUUUCAGCAGCUGAAAAUGCUAGCCUGAAUGUCGAAGCAAUAACAAAGAUGGUAGUUGAAAAUAUAAGGAAUAAAAAUAUUGAAGCUGUUGAUACAUUAGAUUCAGGAGUGGUAAGCAAGAUUACAGAAGCUGAUUUAGAAAAAAUUGAUGCUUUAGAUUGGUUAAUAUUCUAUCAAAAUCAAAGAGAAGAAGCUCUCUGGCAGGCUAACGCUCUUAUCCGUUACUUUUUAACCUGUGAAAAGACUGAUGCUGCACGUAAAGCUUUUAAUAAGAUUCCUACAAACUCAAUUGAGAUUUUAAUGAUGGACUGUCCAUCAAUAGAAAAUACAAUAGAUCAAACAACAACUGGUGAUUUAUCUUUACACCAAUCUUCUGCUUCUAUACGUGAAUAUCUUUGUUAUAAAGCGUAUCUGGAUGCACAAGAAGGAUUUCAAGAAUGGUUCCAGCAUUUUCAUCAAGGAAAACCAAUACCACCUGAUCCUUUAUCAUCUUAUGCAACAUUUACAGAAAAAGUAGCUUAUGAUCAUAAAAAAGCUCAAUAUGAAUCAGAUCUUGAAAGAUGGAAGUCUACUAUGCAACAUCAUACAAAGGAAGUGAAGCAACUUCUUUUCAAUGUCCUUCUCUUUCCACAAGGAGGAUGGCUAGUUGAUACAAAAGAAGCAUCAGUCGAGGAUCCUCUUCGUAAACAUCAAUUGGAAAAACUUCGUUCCCUUUGUAUACCAAAAGUAACACUUUUAUUAUUGACUGUAAUGUCUGAAAUGAAUCAACACAUGGAAUGUGUUGAAUUAGCAGACGUUCUCGCUUCAGAACAGUAUAAAUUAUAUAAAGUUUUCUCUAAAACAAGUUUGCGUGAAGUUUAUACAAAAAUUUGUGAAUCAUCAGUGGUGUUGAUGGACCAAAAGAAAGACGCUUGGGGUUAUUCUAAAUGAAAUAUAAAGUGACGAGUGAAGUGGUAAGUGAAUGAAUAUAAAAUAAUUAUUUUUUCAUCGUGAGUGAGUUUACAAAACGAUUUAUUGUCAACCACACGAAGUGAAUAUAAAAUUUGAUACAUUGAUAAUUAAUCAUAAUAUGUAAUGGUAAUAAAUUGUAAUAAUAGCAACAAUGAGAUUGCCAAUA